AUGGCCGUUGCCUUUUCAGAUCUGCACACAGAAGCCGGCCUCAAGGCACUCGAGAGCUUCCUUGCUGGAAAAUCUUACAUCUCCGGGAACAAACUGACGAAAGAUGACGUCAAGGUGUACGCCGCUCUUUUGAAGGAGCCGAGCGCCGAUCUUUACCCCAAUGCCAGCAAGUGGUAUGGAGCUAUCUCCGCAAAGCUUGCGGCCAGCUUUCCAGGAACGGCUGUUGGAGUAAGCAUUGGAGGUCAAGCUGCCGUUGCUCCUGCUAAGGAAACUAAGGAGUCUGCUGCUGACGAUGAUGAUGAUGACCUCGAUCUAUUUGGUGAUGAGACCGAAGAAGAGAAGAAGGCUGCAGAAGCGAGAGAGGCUGCUGCAAAGGCAUCUGCUAAAAAGAAAGAGAGUGGAAAAUCCUCCGUUCUUAUGGAUAUUAAGCCAUGGGAUGAUGAGACUGACAUGAAGAAGCUGGAAGAAGCUGUUCGCAGUGUUGAAAUGCCAGGCCUCUUUUGGGGAGCAUCGGGCGCGGCUGGUAGAAGCUUCACGGCGCGGGGCCUUCACGAGCGUAACAUGCACACAGGAUUAACGGCGCCGCGGCGUGGCGCUGUGCCGCCGCGCAGAGAGGUAAGCUGCAGCGGCGUGGGGCUUCAUCUUGGCGCGGCGUGGGGAAGUGUCGCGGCGCGAGGAGGUCGGGUGCCACGGCGUGCAGCCUUGCCGCGGCGCGGUAGACUAAUUAAUAAAGUGGGCCUCGGAGUCUUCAAAUGGGAGGAGGAUUAA
Molecule: messenger RNA, 768 nt
Organism: Striga hermonthica
Lineage: Eukaryota; Viridiplantae; Streptophyta; Magnoliopsida; Lamiales; Orobanchaceae
Source: the annotation of a GenBank genome assembly